AUGUGCAAUCGACAAAUGUUGCAGGCAGCUAAUGGACAACUGGCAACGCUAGCAACAACAAUUAUCAUAGAGCCUACAACAAAACUAACUAGUCAGCGUCUACUCAACGAAUACAUAUCGCACUAUGAGGAACUCAACUAUGAUCAUGAACACAUACGAACUAGUCACAAUAGAGCGAAACGAUCCGUGACCAAAGAUCAUCAUGUAGAUUUAAAAUUUUCAGCACACGGAAGAGACUUCCAUCUUAGGCUAAAACGUGAUUUAAAUACAUUUAGUGAUAAGUUAGAGUUUUAUGAUAGCAACAAUCUCCCCUUGGAUGUGUCCACCGAUCACAUUUACGAGGGCGAAGUGAUAGGGGAUCGUAAUAGUUAUGUAUUUGGUUCUAUUUUGGAUGGGGUAUUCGAGGGUAAAAUAAUAACUGAACGUGAUGCCUAUUAUGUUGAACAUGCCAAACGUUAUUUCCCGCCAACAACAACAGUAGCUACGGCAGCAGCAUUAAGUACGAAUGGUACACAAAUGCCACUGGCACAACGACGCGUUGCUGAACAAUAUACAGCAACAACUUCGACAAGCAGCACAUCAUCAUCAACAUCAAUGACAACGACGAUGAGCUCAACAACAGCAUCACCGACAACAACAACAACAUCGAGGGAAACGACGCUGAAAACAUUUACAACGUCCGGCGGAAAUGAUAAAAAUGGACAAACUGACGGCAAUCGGAAUAUUGGUUUUCAUUCUAUCAUCUACAAGGAGUCGCAUGUCGAUGAUCCUUACAAGGAGAUGCGUGAAGGACAUGUUGGCGGCUGUGGCAUCACGGAGGAAGUCUCCCAGUGGAUGGAAAGCAUACAGAAUUCUGCCGUCGAAGAGUUGCCCGAACCAAUGUCGAAUGAUGAUGUCACCCACCAAAAACAACAGCACAAAUUAACCAAACCGGCUACCGCACGCAUGACACAGACACAAGAUGUAGCGCAACAAGAGAAAGAUAAUGGCGCAUUCCCAACAAACAAGAAACACAAAAGGCCCACCACUGCGCCAACAAUAGCAACAGGAGCCGCAUCCGCGCAACAACGUCCCCCAAAAAAAUACUCAAGUUACACAGCUGGCACUGGCGCGACGACGCCAACGCCGACGACCGCGACGGCAACGAGAGGCGGCUUUGUGGCUGACUCCGCCGGUAGUGCCGUAGGCGAUGAUGAUUUCAAAUAUCCUUAUCAAAAAUACUCAAAAGAUGCAAAUUUUCGCUUCGAUGACGACACGGCUUCAACAUGGCGGACAUUUUCGCCUAAAGCUCCAGCCGAUGGCAGCGAUAGCGGCAACGGUUUCUCGGGGACAUUUUAUGAUCCGGAAACGGGACGCAAGUACACGCCCCAAAACAUGGAUCGGUCCGAGUGGCAUGCAAAGGUGCACGAACGAGUGCGGCGUGCAACCAGCGCUAAUUUGAACGGGCCGGGGGCGCGGCGUGAAGAGAACAAAAAUACCUGUUCGCUGUAUAUACAAACGGAUCCGCUGAUAUGGCGGCACAUACGCGAAGGAAUUGCUGAUCACGAUCGUGGCCGUAAAUACGAGAUUGACGUAAAGACGCGUGAGGAGAUCACUUCACUAAUCGCACAUCAUGUAACUGCCGUAAAUUACAUUUAUCGCAAUACUAAAUUCGAUGGACGAAGCGAGCACCGCAAUAUACGUUUUGAGGUGCAACGCAUCAAAAUCGAUGACGACUCCGCCUGUCGCAAUUCAUACAAUGGUCCACACAAUGCCUUCUGCAAUGAGCAUAUGGACGUGUCGAACUUUUUGAAUUUACACUCGCUGGAGGAUCAUUCGGACUUUUGUUUAGCCUAUGUGUUCACUUAUAGAGACUUCACCGGCGGUACGCUCGGCUUAGCCUGGGUGGCCAGCGCCUCUGGUGCUUCUGGUGGCAUUUGUGAGAAAUUUAAGACUUACACCGAAACAGUCGGUGGACAAUAUCAAAGCACAAAACGCUCGCUAAAUACGGGCAUCAUUACAUUCGUUAACUAUAACAGUCGUGUGCCGCCAAAAGUGUCGCAGUUGACGCUGGCGCACGAGAUUGGGCAUAAUUUUGGUUCGCCCCACGAUUAUCCAUUGGAGUGUCGGCCAGGCGGCCUAAAUGGAAACUUCAUUAUGUUCGCCAGCGCCACCUCAGGCGAUCGGCCGAAUAAUUCUAAAUUCUCGCCCUGCUCCAUACGCAACAUAUCCAACGUUCUGGAUGUGUUGGUCGGAAACUCGAAACGGGAUUGCUUCAAGGUAUCGGAAGGUGCCUUCUGCGGCAACAAAAUCGUCGAAUCGGGCGAAGAAUGUGACUGCGGUUUCAACGAAGACGAGUGCAAGGACAUUUGUUGUUAUCCGCGCAUCAUCAGCGAAUACGACCUCUCGAUGAAUAGCUCGGCGAAAGGUUGUACGCGGCGGGCCAAGACGGAGUGUUCACCUUCGCAAGGUCCUUGUUGCCUCUCGAACUCAUGUCAGUUCGUGCCAACCAACUACCAUCAGAAGUGCAAAGAAGAAACGGAAUGUUCCUGGUCGAGCACAUGCAACGGCACCACUGCCGAAUGCCCGGAGCCAAAGCCGCGCGACGACAAAACGAAGUGCAACAAUGGCACUGCGCUCUGCAUACGCGGCGAGUGCUCGGGCAGCAUUUGUCUGCUGUGGAAUAUGACUGAGUGUUUCCUCACCUCACAAGCGGUGCCGCAAGUCGACAAGCGUCGACUGUGCGAGCUUGCUUGUCAGAAUGGUAACGAUAGUGGUACUUGUCGCAGCACUAGUGAAUUUGCUCAUCGGGUUGGUCUGCCGGAAGGCGGCAUUAACUUAAGGCCCGGUUCGCCAUGUGAUAACUUCCAGGGCUACUGUGAUGUGUUUCUUAAAUGCCGCGCUGUUGACGCAGAUGGACCGCUGGUCCGACUGAAGAACCUGCUGCUUAAUCGCGAGACCCUACUCACCGUAGCGCAAUGGGUCACCGAAUACUGGUACUAUGUAGUUAUAAUAGGCGUGUGCUUUAUCAUUGUGAUGGGCAUAUUCAUUAAGUGUUGCGCUGUGCACACGCCCAGCUCAAAUCCGAAGAAGCGUCGAGCGCGUCGUAUUAGCGAAACGCUGCGCGCACCGAUGAAUACAUUGAGACGGAUGCAACGUCAUCAUCAAGGCCGCGGCGCCGGUCCACGCAGCAUACCACCGCCAGCGCACGAACAACGUGGCGCUUCCACCAGCGCCCAUCAUCGUAGUACGCAUCCCCAUAAUUGGGAUCGUCAUCAGGGUGGACAUUCCAUAGUGCCGCUACCCACGGGUGGUCCACAUCAUAACCAUCAUGCAAGCGGACGCGCGCCAGCAAUUGCAGCCAAUGCUGCUGCAGCAAGCGGGCGGACGCCGGCCAACGGACGCAGCUCGCGGCCAUCAACGCGACCUUCGAGCGGUACACGCAGCACAACGCAUGGCGGGUAUGCAGACGCGCCACCACCUGGCCUUGUGGUUGGUGGUGUGCCAACUGGUGUUGGUGUUGGUAGUGGUGGUGGUAAUGGCGUGCCAAAUGGCGCGCUAGUAGUGGGAGGCGCCGGCAGUAGUGGUGGGCCCAGCGCUGGUGUAAUUGCGCGCCAGCAAAUACCGCUGCCACUGCCGCCCACCGGCGCGGUACAAGCGCAACAUUUACAACAACAGCAGCAACAACAACAAGUGCAGGCAACACUCUCGCAGGCAUUUUAUGCGCCACCGAAAGUACCAGCCGCCAAACGAAAUAAAUCCCGCAAUCCAGCUGCUGGGCGCUCUUCUAAAGAGCCGUCCCAGCGCGCGCAGCAGGCCGCGCCGAAAAGACACCGCAAGGUCGUUUACUGAACCUGCAGUCGUGCUCCUAAUGAUCUCCACUCCAAAACAACUGCUACACACAAUAAUAUAUACCACGUUUUCAUUCUCACCAAAUUGCCGUCGCUCCGCAACCAGCAAAUUAUAAUCGACCGCCAUCGCUGCAAAAUCCAGAGUUAUAUGCGGACGCUUAUGCCGCGCUGGGACGGGGGGCGUAUGAGGCGACUACGCGCCCACCCAACAGCAAAGUUUGACAGCAGCAACAGCAAUCUCAGCGUCAAAAGUUGGCUCCGCAAACGCUCAAGAAGCAGCUAAAAUCAACAGCAACAAAAACCACAGAAGCAACAACAACACAAAAAUCAAAUGAACUCAAAUUAAAUGUAAAUGUCCU
Messenger RNA from Rhagoletis zephyria (snowberry fruit fly), 4189 nucleotides. RefSeq names its product zinc-dependent metalloprotease kuz (gene kuz). Gene Ontology annotation, biological process: Notch signaling pathway; membrane protein ectodomain proteolysis. The record is from RefSeq and is a predicted model, not a curated record. Gene Ontology annotation, cellular component: plasma membrane. Gene Ontology annotation, molecular function: metalloendopeptidase activity. NCBI's taxonomy places the organism in Eukaryota, Metazoa, Arthropoda, Insecta, Diptera, Tephritidae.